This is a messenger RNA of Penicillium coprophilum, 1836 nucleotides long. Its product is annotated as BCS1 and AAA domain-containing protein. The coding region runs from base 1 to 1836 and encodes 611 amino acids. The transcript has a single exon. Lineage: Eukaryota; Fungi; Ascomycota; Eurotiomycetes; Eurotiales; Aspergillaceae. Gene Ontology annotation, molecular function: ATP hydrolysis activity; ATP binding. Gene Ontology annotation, biological process: protein insertion into mitochondrial inner membrane from matrix; mitochondrial respiratory chain complex III assembly. Gene Ontology annotation, cellular component: mitochondrial inner membrane. The record is from RefSeq and is a predicted model, not a curated record.
AUGGAUUCUAACCAAACCAUCCCUACUACAACGGGGCCGUUGUCCACAACGGACACGGCCAUGUUGGAGGUUCUAGUCCCCGGCUAUGGCUUCAUGUCACGCCUAUUGAUGUCUUACCUCAAUUUUGAUAUCAGCGCUUACCUGCAACUUCUGGUUGGACUGGCCGUCUUCGGCGCAAGUGCUCGAUACACCUUAUUCAUCAUUUGGGCACACUUCAAUGAGUUAUUUGUGUCAAGAGCCGAGAUUCGGCUGGAUGAUGAGGCAUUUCAUUACUUGAUGUUCUGGAUCUCACGCCAGCCGCAUAUGAAAAAUACAAACCGAUUUGUUGCAGGCAUUAAAACUAACAGUUAUUGGAGCGACAAUGACACAGAGGACGAGGACCUCACAAGAGACGAGGACGACGAGAAUGUCUCUUUCAACAGCGAAAAAGAAGAAUCCUUCGAAUCGUACUGGGCCAAGGUCACUACUCGAGACAAGUAUAAGAAGAUGCAAUUUACUCCCUCUGAAGGCUGUCAUUACUUCUGGUACAAGGGCCGUCCACUCAUGCUCGAGCGCGUAAACCGGGACGGCGGUACAUGGUAUGUGAUGAACAACGAGCGAAUCUAUCUAUCGUGUCUCGGUCGGAAUCCGGCAAUUUUGAAAACCCUCCUAGCCGAAGCGCAGCAGGCGUAUGUUGAGCGUGACAAGAACCGCACGGUCAUCUACCGCGGCUCACGGAUUAACGCCGGCCAAAGUUUCAACUGGUAUCGGUGUAUGGCCCGACUACCACGUCCUUUGUCUACCGUGAUCCUUGAUCAAGAGCAGAAACACGACUUCCUCGAUGAUAUCAAGGAAUACUUGCACCCUCGCACUCGACGCUGGUAUACCAACCGUGGAAUCCCGUAUCGACGUGGAUACCUUCUACACGGUCCCCCAGGGACUGGCAAGACAAGUCUGUGCUUUGCAGCAGCCGGACUCCUUGGAUUGAAGCUCUACGUGCUUGAUCUGAAUUCCACGGCCUUGAACGAAGAGAGUUUGUCAUCACUGUUCUCCGAACUACCACGCCGAUGCAUUGUCCUACUUGAAGAUGUCGACUCAGCGGGUAUCACCAAGACUCGUGUCGCUCCAUCUACAUCUACAUCUACUUCAGAUACUCCCGCGAAUGAUGCUACUCCCAAGGAAGGCAGCACUGAAGCGGAUAGUCCAGCCGCCAAAGAAGAAGAUAAGAAAGGCGGAAUCACGCUUUCCGCACUUCUGAACGUGAUUGAUGGUGUCGCCGCCAGUGAGGGCCGCAUCCUCAUUAUGACUACCAACCAUGUGGACAAGCUCGACCCGGCUCUCCUCCGUCCUGGUCGCGUCGACAUGAAGAUCGUCUUCGGAUAUACAAGCGAAGCCGAUAUCAAAGAGCUUUUCACCUCGAUCUAUGCGACGAUGGAUAAUGACCUGGCCCGCAACGGAGCCCCGACAAUUCACACCAAUGGUAGUAAUGGUUUCGUCAAGUUGCCAAAAACCAUUGUUGAUCACACUGCUAAGCCAAAUGGCGAAAUUCCCCGAAAGCCCGUGCAAAGCAACGGGAUUGUGGAAAAGGGCAAGGAGGACCCGCAGAGUCUUGUAUGCCUGCGAUCCAAUAUCUCCGAAUUGGCGUCGAAGUUUGCUGCAGCCAUUCCGAGUGGCGAGUUUACAGCUGCGGAGAUUCAGGGAUAUCUUCUCAACUACAAGGAGACACCCGAGAUAGCGAUUCAGGGUGCAGCGGAGUGGGUGCAAACGGCGCGGGAUAAGAAGCGUGCUAAAGAAGGGGAGGUAGAAGGGGUAGAAGAGGCGGCAAAGACAGAGACAGGGAAAAAUGAUAAAGCUUAG